Messenger RNA from Monopterus albus (swamp eel), 3846 nucleotides. It is a transcript of the gene wdhd1, whose product is annotated as WD repeat and HMG-box DNA binding protein 1. Gene Ontology annotation, molecular function: chromatin binding; DNA binding; protein binding. The record is from RefSeq and is a predicted model, not a curated record. The transcript is spliced from 26 exons. Gene Ontology annotation, cellular component: nuclear replication fork. Lineage: Eukaryota; Metazoa; Chordata; Actinopteri; Synbranchiformes; Synbranchidae. Gene Ontology annotation, biological process: mitotic cell cycle; DNA repair; DNA-templated DNA replication. Bases 134 to 3502 code for a protein of 1122 amino acids.
AUAUAGGAGGGGCCCGCUGCGUCAUGACGUAGCCGGCGGGAGUCGUGACGCACAGUUCCUUGUUUUCAACAUAGCGCGGGAGUUUCAUCAAUUGUGUGGAAUCACCCGGAGAAGUUUCUGGUGGUGUGUGAAAAUGCCUUGCGAGAGGAAGCCGAUGCGCUACGGUCACUCUGAAGGGCACACCGAGGUCUGCUUUGAUGACACGGGGGAAUUCAUUGUAACCUGUGGAAGUGAUGGUGAUGUUCGGAUAUGGAAAGGUCUGGAUGAUGAUGAUCCAAAGUUCAUCACUGUUGGGGAAAAGGCUUACUCUCUGGCGCUCAAGAACGGCAAGCUAGUGACAGCAAGCUCCAACAACACAGUGCAGAUCCACACAUUUCCUGAUGGUGAUCCAGAUGGUAUCCUAACCAGGUUCACCGCCAGUGCCACACACGUCACCUUCAACAGCAGCAGCUCAAGAGUCGCAGCUGGAUCCAGUGACUUUAUGGUUAAGGUGGUGGAGGUGUCUGACAGCAGCCAACAGAAAACACUCCGGGGUCAUGAAGCACCUGUCCUCAGCGUCACCUUUGACCCCAAAGAUGACUUCCUGGCGUCCGCCAGCUGUGAUGGCUCUGUUGUGGUGUGGAAUAUUGAAGAACAGACCCAGGUGAUCAGCUGGCCUCUGCUGCAGAAGACCAAUGACGUCAGCAAUGCUAAAUCCCUGUGUCGGCUGUCCUGGCAGCCCGGGUUGGCAAAGUAUUUAGCAGUUCCUGUAGACACAAAGGUGCACCUGUACAAGCGGGGGUCCUGGGAACAAGUCAGCACUCUGUCUGAUGAUCUACUCACACAGCCCAUCAACGUGGUGGCCUGGUCUCCCUGUGGGCAGUUCCUGGCUGCAGGCAGUGUGGGGGGUUUACUGACGAUGUGGGAUGUGAACAGCAAGCUGUGUGUGGAAAGGCAGAAGCAUGAGAAAGGCUUCACCGUGUGCUGUCUGGCCUGGCAUCCUUCAGGUAGCCAGAUCGCCUACACAGACACUGAGGGCUGCCUGGGCCUGCUGGACGGACUCAGCACCUCCACAUCUGUCCCCAACACUGUCAAGCAGGCACCAGCAACAAAGCCUGCAAAGGACUAUGAUGACCUGUUUGAUAAUGAUGAUGAUGAUCGACUCAUGGAUGAAGGACUGAGUGACACCAACUCACCAGUUAAAAAACCUGCCGCUGGGGACGAUGACGAUGAUGACUUCAUGCCUGUGACAGGGCGGGUGAGGAACAGAGGGGCCAUCCUGGAUGAUGAGAACUCACUAGACACUGGAUCGCUGAAGCUCGGUCAGGAAAAAUUUGGGGAUGAUGAUGAUGACGCUGGCAGCGCUGUAGUGCCUGCUGCUGCCCCACUACCCUUUCGCCCCAUCUAUGAAGGACCAUUGCCAACUCCUCCCCAGAAGGCUUUUCAGCCAGGCUCCACCCCUGCACAUCUAAUGCACCGCUUCAUGAUGUGGAACUCAGUGGGAAUAGUACGAAGCUACAAUGAUGAGCAGGACAAUGCCAUUGAUGUGGAGUUUCAUGACACGGCUGUGCACCAUGCCAUGCACCUCACCAACUCCCUGGGUCACACCAUGGCUGAUAUUUCGCAAGAGGCAGUGCUGCUGGCCUGUCCUAGCACAGAUGAGCUUGCCAGUAAGCUGCAGUGCCUCCACUUUUCAUCAUGGGACACCAAUAAGGAGUGGAUGGUGGACCUGCCAAGGGGCGAGGAUGCAAAGGCGCUGUGUCUGGGUCAAGGCUGGAUGGCGGUUGCCACUAGCACACUGAUGCUCAGGCUCUUCUCCAUCGGAGGACUUCAGAGGGAAAUCGUCAGUUUGCCGGGACCUGUGGUCUGCCUGGCGGGACACGGACAACAGCUGCUCAUCGUCUACCAUCGGGCUACAGGUUUUGAUGGGGAACAGAGUCUGGGUGUUCAGCUGCUGCAGUUUGGUCGAAGGAAGAAGCAAAUCAUCAACGGCGAACCCCUGCCACUCUCUCAAAAAUCCUACCUGUCCUGGCUUGGAUUCACUGCUGAGGGUACCCCUUGCUACGUAGAUUCAGAUGGCGUAGUACGGAUGCUGAAACGCUCUCUGGGAAAAAAUCUGGGAAACAGGUGGACACCAGUGUGUAACACCAGAGAGACCUGCAAAAGCAAGUCGGAUCAUUACUGGGUUGUUGGAGUGCAUGAGAACCCUCAACAGCUCAGGUGUAUUCCAUGUAAAGGCUCCAGGUAUCCACCCACUCUACCCAGACCUGCUGUGGCCAUCCUUCCCUUUAAGCUGCCUUUGUGUCAGACCGCCACGGAGAAAGGACAGAUGGAGGAGCAGUUCUGGCGUUCAGUCCUCUUCUACAACCACUACAGCUUCCUGUCUUCCAGCGGCUACGAGAUAGACGAGGAUGGACAGCGCCAGUCCCAGAAGGAGCAGCAGGAGCUGCUUAUGAAGAUGUUUGCAUUGUCCUGUAAGCUGGAGCGGGAGUUUCGCUGUGUGGAGCUGGCGGAGCUGAUGACUCAAAAUGUGGUGACUCUGGCUAUUCGAUAUGCGUCCCGAUCCAGACGCCUGGCCCUCGCUCAGCGGCUCAGUGAGAUUGCCCUGGAGAAAGCCAAUGAGCUCCAGGAAGAAGGUCCAGAGGAGCAGGAGGAUGAGUACUCCAUUGUCAGGUACAGCCAAGGUGAGGCCACAGGAGGACGUUUCAUAAACAGACAGGAUCAGGAGGAGGAAGAGGAGCAAGGACAAGAGCUUGGGGAGGAGGAGGAUGGAGACGAGAUGGAGGAAACUGACACAAGAAAAUGUAUGAAUCCGUUUGCUAAAGCAGCAGGUUCACCAGUGAAGCCCUCGCCAACGCCAAUUGGUAAAGUAGGACGUGCGAAUCCUUUCAAGGUUCCUGACUUGGGGAAACCGCCAGCUUCGUCCGGUCAGCCUCGAGUGACAAACAUCCUGGACAAUAUGAUGUCCAGCAGGAAGUCCACUCCACUCGGCGGGUCUGCAGGGAGGCCAAACAAAAGUCCUGUCCUCAAACCGCUGGCCCCCAGGCCCAAGUCAAAGACCCAGUCCACUCUCCUGCAGAUGACUGGCACGAAGGCAGUCAGUAAGAAGACUCAGGAGAGCACAGAACCAGCUGCAGAGCAGCAGAAACCACCAGACAUCCGGCCUCCAGCCUCCACGGCAGAUAACACUGAGAACAAGAGACCAAAGACAGGCUUUCAGCUCUGGUUGGAGGAGAACAGGAAGAGUAUUGUAGCUGACCACCCUGACCUGGAGGAGACUGAUAUCAUCAAAGAGGCCAUGGGACGCUUCAGAACUCUGUCGGCAGAGGAGCGAUUGACGUGGACGGAGAGAGCUAAAGGCCACACUGGAGACGCAGCAGAGCUGAAGAAGAGGAAAAGGGUAGAAGGAGGAGAUGUGGAAAAUGAAAAUGGACAGGCAGAAGCAGAUGAGAAUAAUGCCAAGAAGAAAAAAUCUUUGGAUCCUUCCUCCAAGCUUUCAGCGUUUGCAUUUAACAGAACCUGAUUUUUCUUUUUUGUGUUUUGAUGUGAUGGUGGUUUAUGUUGAGCUGUAUGUGUGAAACUGCCCCUCCUGACAGUCGAAGAGGAUCAUUGAAGCAUGUUCUGUGCUCCACACAUGUUAAGUCUGUUGGUCUUUGAGGCACUUGAUCAGAAUGUAUAGAGCCCUUAAGCUUCCUUCAAAGUAAAUGAUGGAUCAGUGGCUUUCAUCAGCUCAUGCCAGUAUCACUAAUGGAACAUCCUUGGUUUUGUUUAGUGUUUUACUGCAUUUAUAACAUUUAUAAAAACCCUGUUCUCAAUUUUAGCAACAUAAUAAAUGUAAAUGUUCACACUUCAUUUAGUUUGUUUUUU